Molecule: messenger RNA, 2685 nt
Organism: Photinus pyralis (common eastern firefly)
Lineage: Eukaryota; Metazoa; Arthropoda; Insecta; Coleoptera; Lampyridae
Product: cytoplasmic dynein 1 intermediate chain
Exons: 12
Coding region: 166-2247 (693 amino acids)
Biological process (GO): transport along microtubule
Cellular component (GO): cytoplasmic dynein complex
Molecular function (GO): dynein light chain binding; dynein heavy chain binding
Source: RefSeq, a predicted model, not a curated record
GCGAUUUGCAUGGGAAAAUUACGUCAUCAAUUUAAUGAAGUACAGAAAUGGUGGCUGUGGUUGUCGGGCGUUUCGAAUUUAAUUAAUUAGAUUCACCGGCUAGUUAAGGUAUUCCGCGUUUAAGUGCGUAUUUAUUAUUAGUGUGUUAAGGUCUGUACAGAACUGAUGAUGUCUGAUCGUAAAGCCGAAUUAGAACGUAAAAAAGCAAAACUUCAAGCUUACCGUGAGGAGAAGGACAGGCGUCGGAAGGAGAAAGAGCUUAAAGAUGUCAAGGAGGCUACGAGUAGGAUGCUGGGAGGCGCCGGCGACCAAAAGGAAUUGGACGAGAUGUUAAGUUCACUAGGUGUUGCGCCGGUUUCCGAUAUUCUCUCAAGUUUGUCUAGUGCUAAUUCGUUAACUCCAGAUAAUAGUAUCAAUCACACCCCAGACACCUCUCUACAAACGAACGGUCUUGUUAAUAACGUCUAUUUGGGGAAAAGAAAAACUCCUCAGUUGAGUGUUGUGGCUGUGCAAUCGACAAGUAUUCCACCGAAGGAAACUGUGUCAUAUACCAAACAAACUCAGACAACUACCAGCGGUCAUGAACGGGAUGGAUCUUCUUCAUCUUCUUCCCCACUUAAAGGCUACAUGGAGGACUGGUGGAGGCCUCGCAAAGCUCAUGCAACUGAUUAUUACGACGAGUACAAUCUAAAUCCGGGUUUAGAGUGGGAGGACGAGUUCACAGUUUUGACAUAUGACGACGGGCAAGGUGAAGACGAAGAGGGCAGUCUUCCGCAUCUUGGUGGAUUUGGAAGUAAGCUGCCUCCGGGAAUUCUUCCACAUGGUCUCCCGCAAGUUAAAGAAGUUCAACCCGCCGUCACGGCCGUGGAGCAGGAACAAGCAAAACAUGAAGUUAAAGAAAUUCGAGAGCUGAGUGAAGAGGAAAAGCAGAUGAUUAUUUUAUCAGAAGACUUUCAACGGUUUGUGGAUCGUGCUGGAAAAAUUGUCGAGCGUGCUUUAGGUGAAACUGUCGAUAUUUAUACUGAUUACAUAGGCGGUUCUGGCGAAGAUGGACUUGACGAAAAAUCUCAUCAACGAAUUGCAUUAAAUCGAUGGUUCUACGAUGAGAGAUGGUCAAAAAAUCGUUGUGUUACUUCGUUAGAUUGGUGCCCGCAGUACCCAGAAUUACUUUUAGCGUCAUAUAACAACAACGAAGAGUCUCCAAAUGAUCCAGAUGGUGUGGCUUUAAUUUGGAACACUAAAUUUAAGAAGACCACUCCCGAGUUUAUUUUCCAUUGUCAAAGCGGUGUAAUGUCAGCAACAUUUGCGAGGUUUCACCCAAAUUUAAUAUUAGGAGGUACUUAUUCCGGGCAGAUUGUGCUGUGGGAUAAUCGUGUACAAAAAAGAACGCCCAUUCAACGAACCCCCUUAUCGGCAACUGCGCAUACACACCCCGUUUACUGUGUUAACGUAGUCGGCACACAGAAUGCACAUAACCUCAUUAGUAUAUCGACAGAUGGGCGAUUAUGUUCAUGGUCUUUAGAUAUGUUAAGUCAGCCACAAGAGACUUUAGAAUUACAUAGGAUGCAAGGGAAGGCUGUUGCCGUAACCUGUUUAGAUUUUCCACAUUCCGAUGUAAAUAAUUUUGUUGUCGGUAGUGAAGAAGGCGCCGCUUAUUCUGCAUGUCGACAUGGAGCAAAAGCUGGAAUUGUAGAUACGUACGAUGGGCAUCAAGGGCCAAUUACUGGUAUUAGUGUAAAUGCUGUCCAAGGUGGCAUCGAUUUCUCUCAUCUAUUUUUGACUUCUGCAAUCGAUUGGAGCAUGAAAUUGUGGAGUUUGAAGGAUGCCAAGCCAAUAUAUUCCUUUGAGGAUAAUAGUGAUUAUGUAUUGGAUGUCGCUUGGUCACCAACUCAUCCCGCCUUGUUUGCGUCUGUGGAUUGCGGCGGGCGAUUGGACUUAUGGAAUCUUAAUCAAGAUACAGAAGUUCCUGCAGCCAGUAUAUACGUCGAUGCAAAUCCAGGUUUGAAUAAAGUAUCUUGGACGCCAUCUGGAUUGCACGUUACUGUUGGGGAUAAUCAGGGGAAAAUUUGGGUGUAUGACGUUGCAGAGAACUUCGCUCAUCCUCGACAUGAUGAAUGGAAUAAGUUUUUGUAUACCAUACAAGAGCUACGGAAUAGUCAAGUGGAUGAAGAAUUAGAAAAAUUAAAUCUUUCAGUUACAAGUCCUCCAUUAUCAAGUAUGAGUUCAUUAUCAUUACCGCUACGAUAAAUAGAAAUUAAUAUUUGCUGUGAAUUUCAUUAUUAAAUGAAGAUGAUCUGUAAUAUUCAUCUUUGUAAUUAAAAGAAGAAGAAUAUUUAUUUAUGAAGCCAAUGUUCACUAUUUGUUAAGUAAUUAGAUAAUUUGCAGCUGUACUAAUACUACAUUAUAAUAUUUAGCAGUUGUGAUUCCUCGUCUAUAUAUUAUGUAUAUAUGGAUUAGGUUGUAAUAAUUCUUUGUCUCAGUUAUGCGUAACUCCAGUGCUAAAUAAAACAAAUUUGGUUUUAUGCUGAAAUAAACGUUUCGAAAAGUUCUUCAUUCAGGGUUCGCGUGAAUACUCUCAAAGCAUUGUCACUUUAUUUUUUACCUUUUUUGCACAGAUUGGCAUGUACAUAGCUAAUUUAUUGUUUUGUUAUAUGGUAUUUAAUUAAAUUUUUUUACUUAUUUAAA